UUUUUGCGCUUUAAUCCUCUUUUAUUUUGAGCCUUUAGCCGCCAUCUUAAGGUCGAUAAAAAGGGCGAGGCGGCGAUCGGUCUCGAUGGCGUGCGUAUCCCCAAAUCUCUCUUCUUCGAGCUCGGCAAUGGCGAUUUCGAAAGUUGACGCGAGUGAGUGAAUGAUUGCGUUCAGUGACUUCCGCGGUAGGUGCGGACGCUGCGCGAAGCUUCCUCAACGGCUUCAUCUUGUCUUCCGCCGGUUUUGCUCUCGUAUGUGAUCUCGGAGUUUUGUGGGGCUGCGGAGGUGGAAAGGCCGGAAUUUUCGUGCUUGUUGGUGAGUUGUUCGGUAGAAACACUGCUAGGAAUAGGAAAAAGUUAGCGUUUUUGGUUUUUUUUUUCCUGAUGGAAAAGUAGGGUUUUAGAGGUAAAGUUGAGAUUGUUAUGGUGCUAGAGAAGAGAUUUAUGAAUCUUGGGCUAGAAAUGUGUUCAAGACGAGCUCUUUCAGUGGUUUUGGCUCUCUGGUUGUCGAUUUCCGCCGCGGGCGUCGGCGCUGAAAGCCUGGCGGAGGACGAGAAAGCGUUGCUCGACUUCCUGAGCGCCGCAUCCCACUCCCGCCUCCUUAAUUGGAGCCCUGCCACCAGGGUGUGCGAUCAGUGGAUCGGCGUCAACUGCAGUACUGACGGUUCCCGAGUCGUCUCCCUCCACCUCCCGGGGUUUGGAUUCAGCGGCCCAAUCCCGCCUAACACCCUCAGCCGCCUCUCCGCCCUCCAGAUCCUGAGCCUCCGGUCGAAUGGCUUUUUUGGCUCGUUCCCACCGGACUUCGCGAACCUUACCGCUCUCACUGGGCUCCAUCUCCAGUUCAACCGCUUCUCUGGUCCUCUACCCUUCGAUUUCUCGCCUUGGAAGAACCUCAACGUGAUCAAUCUCUCCUUCAAUCAUUUCAACGGGAGUAUCCCCUCUUCCAUCUCCAAUUUAACUCUGCUCACCACUCUAAACCUCUCCAACAACUCGUUGUCAGGCCAAAUUCCAGAUCUUGAACUCCCCAGCUUACAGUUCAUUAACGUAUCCAAUAACCACCUUAAUGGCACAAUUCCUAAAUUCCUCCAAAGUUAUCCAAAUUCAUCAUACUCUGGGAAUGAUUUCACACCGAUAGUUCCUCUCACUCCAUCUCCAGAGCCACUUCCGCCUGCUCCUUCGCCAUCCCCAGGCCUCGUAAGCAAGAAGAAAUUGAGUGAAUCUGCAAUUCUUGGCAUUAUAGUCGGUGGAUGUGCUUCACUCUUCGCGGUGCUUGCAUUGUUUCUCUAUCUUUGCUGCUCGAGGGGCGAUGCAGAGAAUUAUGUCUCAGGAAAAGGGUCAAAGGGGGGCCAUUCACCCGAAAAGGCUGUCACUCGAAAAGAAGAUGAGAACAACCGACUAGUGUUCUUUGAAGGUUGUACCUUUGCUUUUGAUCUGGAGGAUCUUCUGAGGGCUUCUGCUGAGGUUUUAGGUAAGGGGACAUUUGGAACUGCUUAUAAAGCUGUGCUGGAGGAUGCAACGACGGUGGUAGUGAAGCGGUUGAAGGAUGUUAGCGUCGGCAAGAGAGAUUUUGAGCAGCUGAUGGAGGUAGUAGGGAGGAUAAAACAUGAGAAUGUGGUGGAGCUGAAAGGAUACUACUAUUCCAAGGAUGAGAAACUCAUGGUGUAUGACUACUAUAGCCAGGGGAGUGUCUCUUCGUUGUUACAUGGGAAGAGAGGACCGGACAGAAUACCCCUUGACUGGGAAACCAGGCUUAGAAUAGCACUUGGUGCUGCGAGAGGAAUAGCAUGCAUUCACAAUGAAAAGAACAGCAAGCUUGUCCAUGGAAACAUAAAGUCUUCUAAUGUUUUCCUCAACAACCAGCAAUACGGUUGUGUUUCUGACAUGGGUUUGCCAUCCAUCAGCAAUCCAAUGGUCCCGCCUGUCUCUCGCACUGCAGGUUACCGCGCGCCCGAGGUGGUGGAUACUAGGAAAGCAUCACAGGCAUCUGAUGUCUACAGCUACGGUGUCCUACUGCUCGAGCUGCUCACAGGCAAAUCUCCCAUUCAAAUAGUAGGAGGCACUGAUGAGGUCGUCCACCUAGUUCGUUGGGUUCAAUCUGUUGUCCGGGAAGAAUGGACUGCAGAAGUUUUCGAUGUGGAGCUGAUGAGGUAUCCGAACAUAGAAGAAGAGAUGGUGGAGACGCUUCAAAUUGCAAUGAGCUGCGUAACGAGAACACCCGAGAGGAGGCCCAAAAUGCUAGAAGUGGUGCAAAUGAUCGAAGGACUGAGAAGGUUUGACAGCGGCAACCAGACUUUGACAGAAGCCCCGACACCAAUACCAGCACAUGAUACACAAGCUACAUCAACCUCACAGUAAGAUUCACUUAAUGCUCAGUUUACUAUCAUUUCUAGUGUUCUGUUCUUCAAUUUAGUGUGGUUAAAUUCUUGUAGCAUCAAUCUGUCCAGAUUCUUUGGCCUUGUCCAUGAUAUUCCUACUCUUUUAGGUUAAAAAUAGUGCAGGAGAUGUUUUCUUAGGUUUUCCAAGGUGUCUAAAUGGUUAUCAGAGUAUAGCCAUUGCAAUUGUUACUGCUAUGAACAUUUUGAAUUUAUCCACUUCAAUGUUUUAUCCA
Molecule: messenger RNA, 2607 nt
Organism: Zingiber officinale
Lineage: Eukaryota; Viridiplantae; Streptophyta; Magnoliopsida; Zingiberales; Zingiberaceae
Product: probable inactive receptor kinase At4g23740
Exons: 3
Coding region: 423-2354 (643 amino acids)
Biological process (GO): protein phosphorylation
Molecular function (GO): ATP binding; protein binding; protein kinase activity
Source: RefSeq, a predicted model, not a curated record